UGUCAUUUCUGUUACUUUCUUACAAAUGUUAGAUACUUUAUUUCUCUUGCUGUGGUUGCAACAAAGCAGUCAACUGCUAUGAUGCCAUGGUGGAUGGAGCAGCUGUUGGAAGAAGAAUCCUGUAUCACUCUAAUGGUGCUCUGAAAGUAGUUUCUACUUUAAAGCAAUUUCAUUUACUCUGUCCUCCCUGAAGAGGCAUUUUACUGUGCUUAAAGCAUUAAACAUGGAAUGAUAAUUUUGUCCUGUACGGAAGUUUUACAAAUGUCAGAAAGUCUUUGGAACUGCUGUCAACCAUUCUGGUGUGUGUGUAACUGAUCUUUGUGAAGACAACAGAGAAGCAGAUGAUAACUAAUGAGCAAGGGGCUGAACAAUCUGCUGGAGCAUCAGAAGACAUAGUAUACAGGAUAGAGAUACCAGCAAAUCGUUACGAUCUCUUGUGUUUAGAAGGUUUGGUUCUUGGUCUUCUUGUUUUUCAGGGAAAGUUGUCUCCACCACGUUACAAAGCUGUGACGCCAGAAAAGGGCUCUGUACAGAAACUCAUCGUGACUCCUGCAACAAAACUGAUCCGACCAUAUGCAGUGGCUGCAGUACUAAGGAAUAUCACAUUUAACCAGGACAGUUAUAAGAGUUUCAUUGAUCUUCAAGACAAGCUACACCAAAAUAUAUGUAGGAAACGCUCUCUAGUUGCUAUUGGAACCCAUGAUCUUGACACAGUUGUAGGCCCCUUCACAUAUGAUGCAAAGCCACCCAGUGACAUUAAAUUCCAGGCUCUGAAUCAAGACAAGGAAUACACAGCAACUGAACUAAUGGACCUUUAUUCGACCCAUGCCCAACUCAAGCAGUACCUUCAUAUCAUCAAGGAUAGUCCAGUGUAUCCAAUUAUCUAUGAUAAGAAUGGUGUUGUUCUUUCUAUGCCACCAAUAAUUAAUGGAAAUCAUUCAAGGAUUACACUGAAUACAAGAAAUGUAUUCAUUGAGUGCACUGCAUUAGACCUCACAAAGGCCAAAAUUGUUUUGGACACAUUAAUAUGCAUGUUCAGCCAGUAUUGCAUAGACAAAUACACUGCAGAAUGCUGUGAAGUUUUGCUACCUGAUGGUACAGUUACAAGAUACCCAGAAUUAGCUUAUCGUGAAGAAGUUGUGAAUAUACAGAAAACCAACACAUAUAUAGGAAUAAGCGAACCAGCAGACAAAAUUGCCAAGCUACUGACUAAAAUGUGUCUGAAAUCAGAGGUAGCAAACUCAGAAGAUCAAGUUAUCGUUGAAGUCCCUCCAUCCAGACAUGAUGUUAUUCAUGCAUGUGACAUAUAUGAAGAUGUGGCAGUUUCUUAUGGAUAUAACAACAUUAAAAAGACUAUUCCUAAAACAGCUACAAUUGGAGCACAGUUUCCACUCAACAAGCUGUCUGAUCAGUUGAGGGAGCAAAUAGCUCAAGCUGGUUUCACUGAAGUGUUGACUUUCUCUCUGUGCUCAAGAGAUGACAUAGCUACAAAACUUGGGAGGAACAUAAAUGAUAUUCCUGCUGUCCACAUCUCAAACCCCAAAACAUUAGAAUUUCAAGUAGCAAGAACCACUCUUGUACCUGGACUGCUCAAAACACUUGCAGCAAACAAAAAAAUGCCACUGCCAAUGAAACUUUUUGAAGUUUCCGAUGUCGUCAUUCGAGAUGAGACUGCAGAAGUUGGUGCUAGGAAUGAGAGGCGGGGGUGUGCUUUGAACUGCAACAGAACUCCAGGGUUCGAGAUCAUCCACGGGCUUCUUGACAGGCUCAUGCAGUUGUUGGAAAUACCAAGAAGUAGCAACAAAGAUAUGACUGGCUAUUACCUACAAGCUGUUGAUGAUCCUGCAUACUUCCCACAACGUUGUGCUGAGGUAGUUGCUAAUGGUCAAGUGAUUGGCAUAAUGGGUGUUCUGCACCCAGAUGUUAUUAUGAAGUUUGAGUUGACACAUCCAGUUGCUUGUUUGGAAAUCAACAUUGAGCCAUUUGUCUAGUUCUUCAGACUGUAUAUUAAAAACUGAAGGAAGAACUUAUUAAACAAGAUUGCCUGUUUCUGCAGGAUGUAUUCAUGGCUAAAUUCUCCUGCCAGUCACAUCAUCUCUCUGUAAGUUCCAUCUUUCUGUUUACUGUGUCAUAGCUUACACAAGGAUGCAUUUUCUGUCACAUAAAAUGUAUAGGAUGAUUAUUGUGAUGAAGUGGGAAGAAUGUGGAAGUUGUUGCUCAUUUAAAUUUGUUGUAGCAUUUACCAGAAGAGAGAAAAAUCUCAAUCAAAAGUGCUGACCUGUGGGCUGAAAUUGAACUUGAGAAUUUCAAAGCAUAAACCAGAAUGCUAACCCCUUUACUGUAUGUAAGAGUGAGAUUUUUAUGAUAAAAGUAUGUCAAUGCUGUAGCUAUCCAAGAUAUACAAAAUUUAAUUGGUACUGGAUUUAAAUAUUUUACAAAAUAUGCUUUACUGUAUAUUUUUUUUUUUUUUCUGGAAGCAGUUUAGUUGCCCUCGAAGAGAAGGGACAUGACAAGUUAUCACAGGGUACUGACUUAAGACCUCUGCUUAGAGAGUUCAGCUUGAUACAUGGAAAGAAGAUGGAAAUUUUAAUUAAAAUAGGAUGAAUGCAAAGUUCCAUCAUGACAGUUAUUGACUGUAGUGUCACAAAGUAAUCAUAUACAUAUGCUGUCUGGAAGCCUGACUGUUGAAAUCUAAUGCUUGAGUGGGGAGAGAGAACCAUUGGAAAUCUUUAACCCAAAAGUUUCUUACAAAGGUAGUGGAAAAUUAGGUUACUUGAAUUCACAAGGAAACUGGUUUCAUAGUUGACCCAUCAAGAGGAGUAAUUUUUAUUUAUUGCAUGUUUUAUCUUGAAACUGAUGAUUAGCAAAAGGAUGUUAUGGCAAGUACGAUGCACUGAACAUGCACAGACUUUAUGGACUUUGGUGUAAUAGGAUGCUAAACUUGUGUCACUGUAAAUUAAAUACUUAGAAAUUUUCUCUUUGACACGUCAGAUAAUAAAGCCUUCAUGGAUGCAUAAAUUGAACAUAAAUCUAA
Molecule: messenger RNA, 3034 nt
Organism: Cryptotermes secundus
Lineage: Eukaryota; Metazoa; Arthropoda; Insecta; Blattodea; Kalotermitidae
Gene: beta-PheRS
Product: phenylalanine--tRNA ligase beta subunit
Exons: 11
Coding region: 342-1991 (549 amino acids)
Biological process (GO): phenylalanyl-tRNA aminoacylation
Cellular component (GO): cytoplasm; phenylalanine-tRNA ligase complex
Molecular function (GO): RNA binding; phenylalanine-tRNA ligase activity; magnesium ion binding
Source: RefSeq, a predicted model, not a curated record